This is a messenger RNA of Bombus impatiens (common eastern bumble bee), 2454 nucleotides long. RefSeq names its product pseudouridylate synthase 7 homolog (gene Pus7). Gene Ontology annotation, molecular function: pseudouridine synthase activity; RNA binding. The transcript is spliced from 6 exons. Gene Ontology annotation, biological process: pseudouridine synthesis. The coding region runs from base 158 to 2347 and encodes 729 amino acids. Gene Ontology annotation, cellular component: nucleus. NCBI's taxonomy places the organism in Eukaryota, Metazoa, Arthropoda, Insecta, Hymenoptera, Apidae. The record is from RefSeq and is a predicted model, not a curated record.
GUUCCUAGUUGAGAAACACUGCUUCGAAGUACGUUAUUUACCAGGUUAUAGUCUUGUACUUGCAAAUAACAAUUCGUUUCUGAUAUUAUAGUUAUGUUGAAUUUUUAAGUGAGAAAAUAAAAUUUGAGAAAAUUUGACAAACAAAUUAUUAAAUGCAAUGUCUGAAACAGUAAUUAAAAAUACCGAUUCUGGAAACAACUUGAAUCAUAAUAUUAAACAAGAAUCUGCACAAGAAUGUACGUCUGAAAAAUAUAAAAAAAAUUUUAGAAAAGAUAAUAAAUGGAGCGGUGAUUACAGAAAAAAUAGAGGAUCGUAUAACAGUGGAUUUCGAAAUAAUAAUUUUGGCAAUAAACCUUUUAAACGUAAUUUUAAUAAUUGGUCGAAUUUCCAAUCAAAUGGAAAAAGAAAGAAAUUGAAAGUUGGAAACAGGCUAAAGGAAUGCGAUGUUGGAAUUACAGAGUUUAUAGGAAAUGAUGGAUUUUUUGGUGUUAUUAAAGAAAGAUAUACAGAUUUUCACGUUAACGAAAUUGCUCUUGAUGGACAAAUCGCUAAAUUAUCAAAUCAAGACAUUCCAUCAGAUGGAGAAGAUGACAAAAAUUUACAAGACUUAAAAAAGAUGGUAUCGGAUACACUUUGGAAUCAACUACAGAAAUUAAAAGAAUCAGAAGAAUCUACCAUAGAAAUUGAUGUAACGAACAUGGAUAAGGAUCAGCGUAGAGCAAUUCAUAGAAUUGCUACGACAAUGAAGAAUAUUAUUAGCCAAACUAUAGAUAAGGAAAAUAAAAAGAUCAUGAUGAUCUUACCAAAUAAAAAUAAUAGCAGUGCUGGUCGUAACUUCCGGAGAGAUAAACGGGUAGAUUGGAAAAAGCGAGGAGAAUAUUGUUACUUUUUGUUACACAAAGUGAAUAUGGAUACAAUGGAUGCUCUGAAUCAAUUAGCCAUGAAUUUACAUUUAAGGCCAAAUAAUUUUAGUUAUGCUGGAACAAAGGAUCGUAGAGCAUGGACCACUCAAUGGGUUAGUGUCAGGAAAGUUUUACCCACAGAUAUAUUAAGAGCAGCAAAAAAUGUACGUGGAGCAUAUGUAGGAAACUUUAAAUUUGAAACAGAAUCUUUGAAACUAGGCAUGUUGAAUGGUAAUUCCUUUAGAAUUGCUUUGAGAAACGUCAGUGGAACAGAUGAGCAAAUUGAAAAAACCAUGAUUUCUUUGAGAGAUCAUGGAUUUAUAAAUUACUAUGGUCUGCAAAGAUUUGGUACUGUAGCUACUAUUCCAACUUAUGAAAUAGGCAAAGCUUUACUUCAAGGUAAAUGGAACGAAGCGAUCAAUUUAAUUUUAAAGCCUAGAGAAGAAGAACAGGAUGAAGACUUGGUAGAAGCUAGAAAAAUAUAUGAAAAAACUAAAGAUGCAAGUGCUGCAUAUAACAGGAUUAGAAGAUACGAUAAAAUAGAGGCUACACUUUUAAAGGGUCUUAGUAUAUCUGGUAUUCAUAAUCCUCAAGGUGCUUUGGAUUCGAUACCCAGGAAUGCUCGCUUAAUGUAUAUUCACGCCUAUCAAAGUUUUGUAUGGAAUUAUAUGGUAUCAAGAAGGAUAAAAGAAUUUGGAAGAAAUCCUAUAGUAGGGGAUUUAGUAUAUGGAAAAAAUGUAAAACAUAAUGAUAACGAAGGAGAAUUUGUUUAUGAUAAUGGAAGCGAACUUGCAACUGAAGGUAAUGAAGAACCUAUUAAAAAAAUAAGUAGACUUGAAAGCGAAAUGGAUGUAGACGUAAAGAUCGAGAAAUCUUCUGAAGCAUCUGAAGAAUUAUCAAAUACUUUGGUGGAAGAAGUAACAGGUGCUGCAGAAUGUUGUCUUAAAAUAGAUGAGAGUACACAGCAAAGUGGAACUACUAGUGAAAAAGAUGAAAGCGACGAUUCAUAUAAUCUUCCUAUGGUAAAAAUUCUCGAAGAAGAAGAUUUAUCAAAUUAUACUUUGGCAGAUGUAUUAAUGCCUCUAGUUGGCUGGAAAGUUACAUACCCACCUUAUGCUAAACCAUGGUUUGAUGAGUUUUUAGCAAAAGAUGGAUUAACUACUGACCUAAGACAGAAGAAUAAAAAAUAUAAUUUGGGAGGUGCCUAUAGAAGGAUAUUGCAAAUUCCUUCAAAUUUAUCUUGGAACAUUACGCAUUAUUCGGAGAAACAUAGCGAUCUUAUUAUGUGCGAUAUGGACGAAAUGAGGAGGUCAUCAGCUCCAAAAAAUGAUCCAAGUGACAAACGAGGGAAUGACGCUGCAGGACGUCCGGCGUCCCGAUGCCAUACGACAAAUUAUCUCACCUCCGCUCUGGCCGAAUACCGUGAAAAAUCGCCGAUAUCGUGACGAAGCGUUACUGUUCAAAAACGUAUCGUUCUAUUGGGAUAAUUAAGCGUUAUUUUAGUUUAAUCUUAUUAUACAGCAUCUUCUCAUAAUAAAUAUUAACACACGGA